AUGUCCCAGCACUACGGCACAGUCUCCAACGGCGAGAGCAGAGCAGAAAACGGCAUCUCUGCUCACAAUGACGAAACCCAGGCUCUGCUUGCCCCAAAGCCGGGAUCUAGAUCUUGGUUGCGCAGCAGAUUAGGUUCUGAUGUUCGUCGAGAUUGGGCAGAUGUUAUGCUGCUUGCCUGUUAUAUCAUAACAGGCAUUCUGGACAGCGCUUCCAUUUCCACGUGGGGUGCCUUCGUGUCUAUGCAGACAGGCAACACGGUCUAUCUGGGUCUGGGUCCAACGGCUGGGACGAACCGUUGGAAAAAGUCUGGAACCUCAAUUCUGUCUUUUGCCAUCGGCUCGUUUCUGUUUAGUCGUCUUCACAGAGUCUUUACCACUAGCCCGCGCCGCAAAUGGGUCUUUUGCGUCUCGUUUGGUAUCCAAACAGCUUUCAUCGUGGCCGCAGCAGCAAUUCUGACCUGGGGACCAAAAGGUGCAGGUCCAGACGAGGUGCCAUGGUACGUACUCGUGCCAAUCGCCCUCGUGGCCUUCCAGUCCUGCGGCCAAGCAGUUGCUAGCAGAGCGCUCAAGUUCAACGCUCUCACCAGUGUUGUCUUGACGAGCAUCUACUGCGAUCUGUUUUCAGAUGCGGGGUUGUUUGAGGGCAUCACUCGGAAUGUGGAGAGGAACCGUCGGGUGGCUGCACCAGUGCUUCUUCUCAUUGGUGCUAUAAUUGGAGGUAUCAUCGCGAAGAGCGAGUUUGGAACGUCAGGAGCUCUGUGGGUUGCUGCGCUGCUCAAGCUACUUGUCAUGUUUGGUUGGGCUGUGUGGCCUGAAGAUGAGGGGUCUAACUAA
Messenger RNA from Fusarium coffeatum, 834 nucleotides. RefSeq lists its product as uncharacterized. The coding region runs from base 1 to 834 and encodes 277 amino acids. NCBI's taxonomy places the organism in Eukaryota, Fungi, Ascomycota, Sordariomycetes, Hypocreales, Nectriaceae. The transcript is spliced from 2 exons. The record is from RefSeq and is a predicted model, not a curated record.